AUGAAAGCAAAGAAGAUAAAGAAUAAGGCUGUUGUUGCUGAAGAGGAUGAGGUGUACCAGUUGUGUGUGGACCACCCAUAUAUGAGUGUAUUAUAUAAACGCAUUCGUACGCACCGUAAGAAGCUUGAGAAGAUUAAAGCAUUGGAACAAGCUCAAGCUAAUGAAGGAAAAGUAUUGAAUGCGCAGCAAAUAGCGCUAAUGAAUAACAAAAUACCAUUAGAGAAGCUGGUGCAAGAGUUAGAGAUGCUUCGCGAGCAGUUUAUUGGUGUUUACAAUCAAGAAAUGGAACUAAAACAGCAAGAGCAAUUGCAAGUGGUUGCAGUUGAAACUGUUACAGCUGCUGCAAAAGGAAUUGAGCAAGUUGAAGAAGGAAAUGUGAGGGAGAAGGUUGUGAAACAGGAAGAACAGGUCCAAGAGGUGGAAAAGAAGGAGAUGCACGUGGUGGAAAAACCAAUUGAACCAGUUGUAGUGGAUCAGGAGAAGGUGGAGGAUUUUCACAACGUGUACGAGCUGCUAAAGACGCUGCAUGUUGUUAAUUUACAUCAAUCUUUGGGUAAAGAAGUACCCAUGGUGCUGGACUUUUUUUCUAAGGUACUGCUGGGUAAUACACGACCUCCUGCUGAGUUGUCGUAUGAAGAGAACUUGAUAGAAUCGUUGGAGGAAGCUAAAAAGUAUCUCAUAAAGAGCGACAAAGUGUUUGCGUGUAAAACGACCUAUUGUGGCUUACGCGCUCUUGUAGAUGAGUUGGUGGAUAUUUCGUCAAAGAAACCGAUAAAGGAGGAAGUGGAAGAGACUGUGGCCGAAUUUGGUUUAGAGGCGGCAGUAUCUGCUGCUCUAGUUGAAGACACCUUGGGCAUUCCUGCCGUACCUGCUGAGAUAAACAUGAUGCCGCAGAUCAGUUUUUUUACAGAAUCACAGCUGGAGUCGAAGCACGGCAGUGAGACUGCUGUAGAAGUUAAGGUAACCAAAAUGCAGGCAGAAAUGCCCGAAGUUGUGGCUAGCGAGGCUCAGCACCGACUCGCUUCAACUCCUGCUCCGCCUCUCUCGUUUGCAGCGGUUACGACAGAAGUAUCUAACGAGCGGACGCCAUCUCCUUCUGCUUCAUCGGGCUCCUCUGGGAACGAUAAGAAGGAGCAUGAUUCAGGUGGAAACAGUCCGCAGGGCAAAAAUUCUCGUCGCCGUGGACAAUGGGGACGCUGGAGAGAGAAGGGUAGUAAUAGUGGUGGCAACAAGUCUGGCAACGGGUCGCCUACAAAGUCGCGCUACUCUCGUGUACGACGCGUAAACGACGAGAAGAGUGAUGCGCAGAGAUGCAAACGCAGCGGAUCGAAGGAAGGUGGACGCCCUCGCGCUGAUCGUGGUUUGCGAAAGCAGGAUAACUCGUCGCAGCACCAUACGACUCCAAUGGUUGCUCCACACGCAUGA
Molecule: messenger RNA, 1425 nt
Organism: Peronospora belbahrii
Lineage: Eukaryota; Oomycota; Peronosporomycetes; Peronosporales; Peronosporaceae
Source: the annotation of a GenBank genome assembly